CAUCCUCCUCCCGCUCCGCGUUGCCAGGCCAACGCUGCGGAGGAUGCGGAGGAUGCUGGCGGUCCCUGCGCCUGGGCAGCCUCCGCAGCGUGGCGGGCAGCGCGCCCCUCGCCUCUCCAUGGGGUGUGCGCCGCCGCCGGCACCCGGCCUGCCUCCACGGGCAGGGCUGCAGUCCCCGCAUGGCUGGGGACCGACCCCCUGCUGCAUCCCCCCCGGGAGCCCCGGGACAGGACGCAGCCCCCGUCCGCCGCCCCGGCACCAUGACCCACACGGACGGCACGCGGGGCAGCUCCCAGCCGCCGGCGCUCGCGGCCCACGAGCCGGAGUGCCAGAUCUGCUACAGCCGCUACGACGCCCGUGCCCGCAGACCCAAGCUGCUCCGCUGCGGCCACCGCCUCUGCGCCAGGUGCCUGCGCAAGAUGGUGGCGCUGGGGGAAGCGUCGCCCCGCCGGCUCUGCUGCCCCUUCUGCCGCCGGCACAGCCCGGUGCCCGGCGGGGACGCGCAGUGGCUGCAGGACGACAGCGAGGGGCUGGCGGGCCGUGAGGGGGCCCAGAAGCGGGCCCCCCCCACAACCCCCGAGGUCCUGCUCUGCCCCAGUGUGCUGGAGCCCCUGGCAGAGCCCUCGCCCAGCUCCGACUGCCUGGUCGUCACCAUCCUGCAGGUGCCUGAGGACGUGGUGCCGCCCGAGGGGCUGCGUGGGCUGGACGUGGUCCAGCUCUACCGCCCCAGCAGCCCGGUCGCGCUGCCCAGCCGCGGCCCCGCGCCCAAGGGCCGCUCGUGGACGUGGCGAGCGGCCCCGCGCUGCCUGCUGGGCACGCUCUGCCUCCUCUACUGCAGCUCCCUGCCCUUUGGCAUCUACCUCCUGCUCACUGAGCACCACAGCCUGGGCGCUGCGCUGGUCAGCCUCCUGCCCGCCUCCCUCCUCCUCUGCAUCUCCUACAGCCUCUGCCAGUGCCUGUGCCGGGAGAUUUUUGCCUUCCCCUCAUCCUGACCCUGCGGGGCCGGGCCCCGUGGCUGGGCCAAGGCGGCUUGGGGCACCUUGGAGCAUCGUCCCUCAGUAUGGGUGCUGCCACCCCACAGCUGCCAAGAGAUGGGUGCUGAGCCAGAGCGUGGAGGUGUACCUGGACCCAGGGCCAGCGGGAAAUGCCAGGCACCUGCCGUCUUCCUGUGCAGAGAGGAGCUGUACGGCAAGGCCGUGCACAACACCGCCGUCUUCUUCCUGCAGAGCAGCGCAGGCUUUGCCAAGAUGAAGCCCACGCCGCAGAGUGCCCGGCCCCGGCUGGGAGAGGAGCUGGGCUGCAGCCACGCCGCAGGGCGAGGGACCCACGCGUGGGCGGCAGGAGGAGCGGGCGGCCCCUUUGCCGCCCAAGCACAGAGGGAAGGAGCAGCCGGAGCUGGGACGCGCGCACGGGCAGAAGGACGGACGGAGGGACAGACGGAGGGACGGCCGAUGCAAGCGCUCGGCACGUGGCGCCGCGGCUGGAGGGGCCCCGGCAGCCGGCUGCAGCCCGGCGCUGGCAGGAGGAGCGCGGGCAGAGCCUGGGGGCUCCCGCGGCCGGACUGGCCCCAGCACAGCUCCGUGUCCAUAGUGUAAAUAGUUCUGUCCGUGGCGCCCGCGCUCCUCGCAGGGCUGCUCCCAUCGCACCCGCGUUUCUUUUC
Molecule: messenger RNA, 1660 nt
Organism: Oxyura jamaicensis (ruddy duck)
Lineage: Eukaryota; Metazoa; Chordata; Aves; Anseriformes; Anatidae
Product: E3 ubiquitin-protein ligase RNF182-like
Exons: 2
Source: RefSeq, a predicted model, not a curated record